Molecule: messenger RNA, 1086 nt
Organism: Pecten maximus
Lineage: Eukaryota; Metazoa; Mollusca; Bivalvia; Pectinida; Pectinidae
Product: S-crystallin SL11-like
Exons: 5
Coding region: 198-830 (210 amino acids)
Biological process (GO): glutathione metabolic process
Molecular function (GO): glutathione transferase activity
Source: RefSeq, a predicted model, not a curated record
GUUCCAGUUCCACACCAGUAAUCGUCAUGUUUAUGUGGUUGCUGGCCAGUAUCGGCGGUGUUUGUUUGAAUAGGCUAUUGGAGAGAGUUGGGUAUAUAAGCCCGUCCUUUACAAGUGACCGGCACAUCUAGCCCACCAUCGUAACAGGACCCAUCGAACAUCUAAUUUCUCUCUCACAGAGUUCAUUACUUUUCAACAUGCCACCUAAAGGAGCACCAGCCAAACCUAAGUGUAAGCUAACUUAUUUCAACCUGAGGGCACGAGGUGAGCUUUCUCGACUUUUAUUUGCGCAGGGCGGACAGGACUUCGAUGAUGUUCGUGUGGAACAGGACAAAUGGCCAGCACUGAAAAAAGAUACACCCAGCGGCACAUUACCAGUAUUGGAAGUCGCAGGAAAACAGUACGGACAGAGUAUGGCUAUAGCAAGAUACAUAGCUUCCGAGGUCGGAUUGAACGGGAAAAACAAUGUAGAGCGCCUCGGUAUUGAUGAAUGCUUAUGCGAUGUCGUAGAUUUGAUGACAAAGGUCUUUGGCCCAGUGUUUGAAAAAGAUGAAGCUAAAAAGGCUGAACUUACAAAAGAAUUUGAAAACACCAUUUUGCCCGAAUAUCUGAAAAGGGUGGACUCCAAAAUCGGCAAAUCCGGCUGGAUCGUGGGAGACGCGAUAUCCGCCGCAGACCUUGCCAAUUUUGACGUCCUCGAUGGUAUAAUAAACAGGGGAAACACCAAGUGUCUCGACAAGACACCCAAAGUUAAAGCUCUCGUGGAGAAGGUCAAGGCCCAGCCCAAGAUAAAGGCGUACCUGGCCAAACGUCCUGCCUCCACCAUGUGAGAGGUUAUUACAAGACUUGUCAUUAAGCUACCUCAUAUGCUCGGACAUAAUGUUCAUCCGUAGUCAUAACAGAUGUCCCUUCAGUACACAUUAGACUUGUGGAGAUGUGGAAAAAUAGGAGGAAAACCUCCCAAGCAUUACUCAACCUUACAUUUCAGUGUGUCCUGUCUGCAUCAACGAGCAUGUCGCCUGCGUUUUGGUUCACUCUCACAUUUUCAAAUUUAAUGAUUUAUAAUAAAUGGUUUAUAGAACUUCA